CUCACUCACACACGCACACACACACACACACACACACACACACACACACACUCUUUCUUUCUCUUUUUUUAAUACCAGCACCAAGCACUUAACCUCAUUAGGGUGGAGGAGAAGGCGGUGGCGGUCUGGUAAGGCAGCUGCAACUACAACGAAUAAUAUGGCUAAUGGACUGCUGAAUUCCAAAGUAUUUGAGAUCCAAUAGAACAUCACUCUGCCACUCACUCCUUUAUCUUUUACUAGUUAUUUAAAAACAACUUUUAAUACCCUACCAGCUGCGCAUCAGACACACAUGGUGCAUUGUUGCCAUUCCCCGGAUUACAUCUUUGAAACACGGACUCUUAAUAAUCUUCAAACAAAGAGACAACCUCCUGGGAACGUUUACUGCGAGGGUGUCACCGUGACUGCCCUCUAACUUUUGCUGGAUCUGGAUUUGAAUUUCACUAUGGAGCCUCGCAUGGAGUCCUGCCUGGCACAGGUGUUGCAAAAGGAUGUAGGUAAACGACUGCAGGUUGGCCAAGAACUUAUAGACUAUUUCUCAGACAAACAGAAGUCUGCUGACCUUGAGCAUGACCAGACCAUGUUAGACAAACUUGUGGAUGGACUUGCUACUUCUUGGGUGAACUCUAGCAAUUACAAGGUGGUUCUUCUGGGGAUGGACAUCCUGUCUGCGCUGGUUACCCGGCUGCAGGAUCGGUUCAAGGCGCAGAUCGGCACAGUGCUGCCAAGUUUAAUAGACAGACUGGGAGAUGCUAAAGACUCCGUGAGGGAGCAAGACCAGACUCUGCUGCUAAAGAUCAUGGAUCAAGCUGCUAGUCCCCAGUAUGUGUGGGACCGAAUGCUGGGAGGCUUCAAGCACAAGAAUUUCAGGACUCGGGAAGGCACGUGUGUCUGCCUUGUUGCCACACUUAAUGUCUCUGGAGCACAUACUUUGACACUAAGCAAGAUUGUGCCACAUAUAUGUAAUUUACUUGGAGAUCCAAACAGCCAGGUUCGAGAUGCAGCAAUAAACAGCUUAGUGGAAAUCUACAGACAUGUAGGAGAACGUGUGAGGGCAGAUCUGGGUAAAAAAGGAUUGCCGCAAUCCCGAUUGAAUGUAAUUUUUACAAAAUUUGAUGAAGUCCAAAAAUCUGGAAACAUGAUACAAUCUGCAAAUGAUAAAAAUUUUGAUGAUGAAGAUUCUGUGGAUGGUAACAGACCUUCCUCUGCUAGUUCUACAUCAUCCAAAGCUCCAGCAACCUCACGGAGAAAUGUUGGAAUGGGGACUACCCGUCGGCUUGGAUCAUCCUCUCUCGGAUCCAAGUCUUCAGCUGCAAAAGAAGGAGCUGGUGCUGUUGAUGAAGAAGAUUUUAUUAAAGCCUUUGAUGAUGUACCUAUAGUGCAGAUUUAUUCCAGCCGAGACCUUGAGGAAUCUAUAAACAAGAUUAGGGAAAUACUAUCUGAUGAUAAACAUGAUUGGGAGCAAAGAGUAAAUGCGCUAAAAAAGAUUAGAUCUUUACUUUUGGCUGGUGCUGCUGAGUAUGAUAACUUCUUUCAACAUUUGCGACUUUUGGACGGAGCCUUUAAACUAUCUGCUAAGGAUCUGCGGUCUCAGGUAGUGCGGGAGGCUUGUAUCACGUUGGGGCAUCUAUCAUCAGUUCUGGGGAAUAAGUUUGACCAUGGAGCUGAAGCCAUUAUGCCAACUAUCUUUAAUUUAAUUCCAAACAGUGCCAAAAUUAUGGCUACUUCUGGUGUUGUAGCUGUUAGGUUAAUCAUUCGGCACACACACAUUCCUAGGCUAAUACCUGUCAUAACAAGCAACUGUACCUCUAAGUCUGUUGCAGUUAGAAGACGCUGUUUUGAAUUUUUAGAUUUACUUUUACAAGAAUGGCAAACACAUUCACUGGAACGACAUAUAUCAGUAUUAGCCGAAACAAUAAAGAAGGGAAUACAUGAUGCCGAUUCUGAAGCAAGAAUAGAAGCUAGAAAGUGUUACUGGGGUUUCCACAGUCACUUCAGCAGAGAAGCAGAGCACUUAUACCACACCUUGGAGUCCUCCUACCAGAAGGCCCUGCAGUCCCACUUGAAGAACUCGGACAGCAUUGUGUCUUUGCCGCAAUCUGAUCGGUCAUCUUCUAGCUCUCAAGAGAGUCUGAAUCGGCCGCUCUCUGCCAAAAGAAGUUCUACUGGAAGUACCACCUCCAGAGCUUCUUCAGUCAGUACCAAAUCUACAUCAACAACUGGGUCCCUCCAGCGAUCUCGAAGUGAUAUAGAUGUAAAUGCAGCAGCUAGUGCCAAAUCCAAAGCCUCCUCAGCUUCAGGAGCUACGCCCUUCAGCUCUGCAGCAGCUUUACCUCCAGGGUCAUAUGCAUCCUUAGAGUCCAGACACGUGAGGGAAGAUGUGGAAUCAGUAGGCCUUGAUUCAGAUGGUACUGCCACUAAAGCAGAGGGUCGGAUUCGCACAAGACGACAAAACUCUGGGAGUGCCACCAAUGUCGCUUCUAUACCUUCUGAUAAUCGAGGCCGCAGUCGUGCUAAAGUAGUUUCACAGUCCCAGCGAUCCAGAUCUGCUAAUCCUGCUGGUGCUGGCAGCCGGUCAAGUUCCCCAGGGAAAUUGUUGGGAAGUGGUUACAGUGGCCUUGCUGGGGGUUCCUCAAGAGGCCCAUCUGUGACAUCCUCUUCAGAAAAACGAAGCAAGAUACCCAGGAGUCAGGGAUGUAGCCGAGAAACAAGUCCAAACCGAAUAGGAUUAGCACGGAGCAGCCGUAUCCCUCGACCCAGCAUGAGUCAGGGGUGCAGCCGCGAUACCAGCCGUGAGAGCAGCCGAGAUACAAGCCCUGCUCGGGGCUUCCCUCCACUGGACCGGUUUGGGUUUGGCCAGGCAGGAAGAAUACCUGGUUCUGUGAAUGCCAUGCGUGUUUUAAGCACAAGUACAGACCUGGAAGCUGCUGUUGCUGAUGCUUUGCUGUUAGGAGACUCCAGGAGCAAGAAGAAGCCUGUGAGGAGGAGAUAUGAACCGUAUGGGAUGUAUUCUGAUGAUGAUGCCAAUAGUGAUGCCUCAAGUGUUUGCUCUGAGCGCUCAUAUGGUUCCAGGAACGGUGGCAUUCCCCAUUAUCUACGGCAGACUGAGGAUGUAGCAGAAGUUCUCAACCACUGUGCUAGUUCAAACUGGUCAGAAAGGAAAGAAGGGCUUCUAGGCCUGCAGAACUUACUGAAGAGCCAAAGGACACUGAGUCGAGUAGAAUUGAAAAGAUUGUGUGAAAUCUUCACACGAAUGUUUGCUGACCCACAUAGUAAGAGAGUUUUCAGUAUGUUUUUGGAGACUCUUGUUGAUUUUAUAAUAAUUCAUAAGGAUGACUUGCAGGACUGGCUUUUUGUUCUUCUCACACAAUUACUUAAGAAAAUGGGGGCAGAUUUACUUGGAUCUGUGCAAGCAAAAGUCCAGAAGGCUCUAGAUGUCACAAGGGACUCCUUUCCAUUUGAUCAGCAAUUUAAUAUUUUGAUGAGGUUUAUUGUGGAUCAAACUCAGACUCCUAACCUCAAGGUCAAAGUCGCAAUCCUGAAGUACAUUGAGUCUCUUGCCAGGCAGAUGGAUCCAACUGAUUUUAUAAACUCUAGUGAGACCAGACUUGCUGUUUCUAGAAUUAUAACCUGGACAACAGAACCAAAGAGUUCAGAUGUGAGAAAGCGUAGUCGAGUAGGUGAGGAUUUCCCCAGCAGGUCAGCUUCAACCUGCUCUGGGCUUGGAGAAGGAAACUUGGAAGAAAAUUGUAAACAGGCAGCACAAAUUGUGCUAAUUUCGCUGUUUGAAUUGAACACUCCUGAAUUUACCAUGUUACUUGGUGCCUUGCCGAAAACAUUCCAGGAUGGUGCCACCAAACUCCUGCAUAACCACCUCAAGAAUUCCAGUAACACCAGUGUGGGCUCUCCGAGCAAUACAAUUGGCCGGACUCCCUCCCGACACACCAGCAGUAGGACUAGCCCCCUGACCUCGCCCACCAACUGCUCCCAUGGGGGCCUGUCUCCAAGCAUGCUGGACUAUGAUACAGAGAACUUGAACUCUGAAGAAAUCUAUAGUUCUUUGCGUGGAGUAACAGAAGCCAUCGAAAAGUUUAGUUUUCGAAGCCAAGAGGAUCUCAAUGAGCCAAUUAAACGAGAUGGCAAGAAGGACUGUGAUAUAGUAUCCCGGGAUGGUGGAGUUGCCUCCCCUGCCACUGAGGGCCGGGGAGGCAGUGAUGUGGUGGAAGGAGGCAGAACUGCUCUGGAUAACAAGACCUCCCUCCUCAACACCCAGCCUCCGCGCACCUUCCCAGGGCCACGGGUGCGAGACUACAAUUUGUAUCCGUACUCAGAUACCAUCAACACCUAUGAUAAGACAGCCCUGAAGGAGGCCGUGUUUGAUGAUGACAUGGAGCAGCUCCGAGAUGUGCCCAUUGACCAUUCUGACCUGGUGGCCGACCUUCUGAAAGAGCUAUCCAACCACAACGAGCGAGUGGAAGAACGGAAAGGUGCCCUCCUGGAGCUGCUCAAGAUCACCCGGGAAGACAGCCUGGGCGUCUGGGAAGAGCACUUCAAGACCAUUCUGCUCUUGUUGUUGGAGACGCUUGGAGACAAAGAUCAUUCCAUUCGAGCACUAGCAUUGAGAGUUUUGCGGGAAAUCCUGAGAAACCAGCCAGCAAGAUUUAAAAACUACGCAGAGCUGACCAUCAUGAAGACUCUGGAAGCCCACAAAGACUCCCACAAGGAGGUAGUGAGAGCUGCGGAGGAAGCUGCGUCCACCUUGGCAAGUUCCAUCCACCCGGAACAGUGCAUUAAGGUGCUCUGCCCCAUCAUCCAAACAGCCGACUACCCCAUCAACCUUGCUGCAAUCAAGAUGCAGACAAGAGUCGUUGAGAGGAUCUCCCGGGAAUCCUUGCUACAGCUCCUUGCUGACAUCAUCCCGGGCUUGCUGCAGGGCUAUGACAACACUGAGAGCAGUGUGCGGAAGGCCAGUGUGUUUUGCUUAGUGGCAAUUUAUUCCGUAAUCGGAGAAGAGCUAAAACCUCACCUUGCACAGCUCACAGGGAGCAAGAUGAAGCUACUAAACUUAUAUAUAAAGAGGGCCCAGACCACGAACAGCAACAGCAGCUCCUCCUCCGAUGUCUCCACACACAGCUAGUGGCAACGCCAGAGUCCCUGUAGCCGUAGAACAAUCGGUGGUGCCUCUCAGAGACCUUUCCCCACCCUCCCCUUCCUAGGCUGCCUGGGCGGGACAAAGAGGCCCGCAAAUAUUUAUUACAAUCAGUAUUUUGGUCCCUUCCACCUUUUGUGUAUAAUCUUACUGGUAUUGAAUGUAAAGGAAGCAAGGCCUAUUGUGCAGUCUUCAACAAAACAAAAGGAAUAAGAAAUGAAGAGCCAUACAUGUCUUCUACAGCCUAGUGAGAUCAUAAAACCAUGAGUGUGGGUGCAGUUUUUAAAAGUCAGAGAGCCCUCUGGCCAAUGCUUAAUUGGAAGUACUGCUUUCUCUUCAGUGAACAGAGUUGAGAGUGUGUUGAUUCAUGUUUCUCUGUCAUCUUAGCCUGCUUGGUUCUGGAAUAUAGCCUGUGUGGGGCAGGUGACCCCCCCCCCCCCACACUCAAUCAUAGCUUGACACCAUGAAAGGGUUGGUUGUAUGUCUUUAAAUUGUAUUUCAAGACCUACUAGGAAUAUGAAUCACAUCUUGGCAAGAAAUGGAGAAAAGCCUGAAAAUGGCCUUUUAACAAACCUGGAAUUUUGUUUAUACUGUCAAGACUAAAAGCUGGCUGCCCUCACUUUAGUUUAUUAAAAGGGCAUCCCCACCGUCUGCUUCCAGGUCAGGCUCCCAGCCCCUCUGAACGGUUCUGGGACAUUGUCCUCACCACAGAGCUCCUACCCAAAAGACUUCUUCAAGUUUAUAUCCAAACACAAAAAUCACAGGAUACUAGUAGCAUCAGUUAGUGGAUACCUCAAAUUGCAUUUCAUGAAGCAUAGAAGAUAUGAGAAGUAGUUCAUUUUACUACCAAGGUCUUAGGGAAACAUGGUUUUACAGGGCUCCUCUCACGACUCUGGAUCCUGGUCUUUCUGACUUGGCUUCUUUCCUCUCUCCAUCCUUUGCCUAUUAAGCUGCUCAAUUCUAAAAUGUUUUCAUUUAAUCUGGUAAAUGGCAACUAUAAAACCAUCUCAGUUUUCACUUCUGUAUUUCAUUUGGGACUAAGGUCAGAGAAAAGUCUAGAGAGACCAGGUAUCAGCAUUUUUUUUUUAAUGUCCUGAAAUACUUCCUUGAUCAUCUGUUGAAAUAAUCAUUGUUUAAGGAAAUAAUAGUUAUGGUGAGUGACAAAUUGCUGAAAAACAGGCUCUGAAAUUCAAAAUUAGGGUUUCCUUUUCUUCAGUAAUUACCCAUUUUUAAAAGUUUUGUGAGGGUAUAUUGCUUCAAAUUAUUAAAGUCUGGUUAAAUAAGUCUGGAGUAAAAAUCUUAAAGCCAAAUGGAAAUUCCUGUUGCAAUCAUGAAGAUUUGUGUCUUUUGCUAUUCUAUUUCAGAACCUCUAAAUUGAACUGAUUUUUACAUAAAGAAAAUGCCUGUUCUGGUAUUGAUUUUUGAUCAAUCAUUUGCUAUUUCAGUGCAGACAGAGUCCCUUCAUCUGCCAGGAGUGAGAAGCAGAGAUUUUUAUGGUUCUCACCUCUGACCUCCACAGGCACCCCUCCCUCUUCUCUUCUCUGACCCUCCAUAGGUGAUAUGGGAAGUUAUAAAAGACAAUAUAGAGAACAUAACUCAUUUUCAUUCAUAUCUUAUUUUAGAUACUUUAUUUAGAAAUAGGCACUGAAAAUGAAGGUCUAGGAACAGUGAAGCCAGGGUUCCUUCACAUUGGGGAAGUGGGGUAUCUCGCACUUACAGGGAGUACCAUGGUUGAAUAUGACUGGCUUAUGUUUGGCUCAGAACACAGCAGGACCAGGCCUUACUUUCAUUGAUAAAUACUGUUUGUUAAUAUUUCACUAACAGGACUUUUUUUACACUCUACAAGUGAGUCAGAGCAGAGCAUCUUUUCAUUACUCUGUUGUACAAAUGUUGAUUCUGGCUAGGUUAUUUAUGAGUUCUUUUAUGCCUAAUGCAUUCGGAAAGACUUCUCCUUCGACUCUUUGACUCAGAGGUCACCAUAGCACCUGCCUGUAGUUGGGAAGAACCUUGAAUAUUGUCAGAUGUCCUUGUAGUACUCACAAAGGGCUCACCUUGAAUGUCACUUGCCUGAUCUUCAAUCCCCUGACUACAGCCACUCAGAGUUCUCCUGGCCUCAAUCAAACUGCUCCCUGCCACUAAGGAGAUUCGCAUGCUGCUACCACCUCACAGGGAGAGGCUGUGCCCGCCCACCUUGGAAUCCUGACAGCUGCAGCUCCCUGGCCGCUUCCCUGCAGGGCUCCUGUCCACGUGAGACAACAGGACACAAAAAGCAGAGCACCCAAAGCUGGGUUUGCCUCCCCUAUUCACCUGAUGUCCAGGGCCCACAGAAACCCACCUGAACCCACCACUGAGGCCAGAUGGUCUGGCUCCUGCUCUCCUUCAAGCUGCUGCUCUCCCUUGAAGCCAUGGUGUGUUCCACAGGCUGAGGGCAAGGGCACGCCAGCAGUCCUCAGUAGACCACGUGCUCCCGGACCCAGUACCCAUCACUUGCUCACCAAUUCCCUGCAUAGGUAAUGCAGUGGACUUCUGUCAUCUUUUUCUUUCCCUGCUGCCCUUUAUUUAUCAAGCAUAAUACACAUCAAAGAACAGCAAAUAAAAGCUUUGUAGAUCCCACAGGAUUUUGCUAACAAUGAUGUUUGGAAAUGGAAAAAGAAAUGCUCUGAAAAAUAUCAGCCACCAAAACAGUUUUGUCAGCACUAUGUUUACACGCAUGGUCCCCAUACCCCAGGUUGGAUCUUUGUUUUGGGGUUGGGUUUUUUUUCCCCCAUUGUUUUUUGUUUUGGGGGUUUGUUUUUUUUUUGGGGGGGGGUGUUUUUUCUGUUACAUCCAUAUCUGUAUUUAUAUCUUAUUUGUUUCACUUUCAAGUGUAUCAUGGCAAAUGUACAGAUUUUUUUGUUAAUAAUGUGCUAGGAUUUGCUAAAAAAAAAAAUCCACCCUUUUGAGUUUGCCCUAGGAUAAAUAAAACUUAAUUCAGUUUC
Molecule: messenger RNA, 8124 nt
Organism: Phyllostomus hastatus (greater spear-nosed bat)
Lineage: Eukaryota; Metazoa; Chordata; Mammalia; Chiroptera; Phyllostomidae
Gene: CLASP1
Product: cytoplasmic linker associated protein 1
Exons: 43
Coding region: 443-5134 (1563 amino acids)
Biological process (GO): mitotic spindle assembly
Cellular component (GO): microtubule organizing center; mitotic spindle; spindle microtubule
Molecular function (GO): microtubule binding; kinetochore binding
Source: RefSeq, a predicted model, not a curated record